CCGGUCACGUGUUCGUGUAGUCCGCGGGAACACUUCCAGGGUCGUUUCCUGUGUUUGUAAACUGAGAGACCGAGCGAAAAACAAAACAAGAGGAAAAAAGAAAACCGAAGGCGCAGAGAAACACAAGGGAAUUCUGCACCAAGGGACUCCUAGGCAUUUGAGUGGAUUUCAGCCAGUACCCUGGAUAGAGACAGAGUAAUAGCGUGUUGAGGGUUAUCUGCCAGAUGAUCGGGGCGGUUGAGAGUCUAACCUUCACAGACCAGCCUGAGAGAGGGGCCAAUCUGGAAUUCAGAAGACCUUAACAGCAGUGGGCUUGGAUGGCGCAUUUACCAGGCAGCGCAGUGAGGGAUCACAUGAAAUGGGCUGGUUUGCUGGGAUGUGAGGCAGUCCUAUCCAGCAUGGCCCUGAUGCAGGCCAGCUCCAUUGCCAGCCAAAAGAGAACAUCCCAAGGAAGUGAGUCCACAGGGGGCCAAAAAGAUUCAAAUGAGCGAAAUCAAAACCAAAUGCUCCUAUCAACUGGGCUGACAUGCCCUCCACUGGUUAUCCGGAAGGAGGGCGAGUUUCACACAUCACGCUUGUUAGAUGAGAAGCUACCCCGAGAUCAUGAAGACCAACAAACUAAAAAGAAAAACAGAAAAUCUGGGACACCUAUAAAAGGUCGCAGGAAUCCAGAGCCUGUACCUGCCGCAUCAGGCACAAGGCGGGAGCCGACCUUGGACGAAACACCAGUCCAUCAUGGGGUGGCUAUGGUUGAUGAAAACAAUGACUGCCCACUGAAAGUGCAGAAGAACUUCAUCUGUGAUCAUUGCUAUGGGGCAUUCCGGAGCAGCUAUCACCUCAAGAGGCACAUCCUUACUCACACAGGUGAAAAACCAUUUGCUUGCGAUGUCUGUGAGAUGCGUUUUAUCCAGCGCUAUCAUCUGGAACGCCACAAACGGGUCCACAGUGGAGAGAAGCCUUACCAGUGUGAUCGAUGCCAGCAGAACUUCUCUCGAACUGACCGACUCUUGAGACAUCGACGGAUGUGCCAAGGUGGUGCCAUGAAAACAGAGGCACAGUCCUGCUGCGACGGCCGAAGUUAUUCUCAGGAUCCUCCCACUCCCAAUUCAGCGUGGAGCCCCAUGUCAUCCACUGCCUCAAGCAGACUAGCUGUGUGAGCUACAUGAUGGACUUUGCCAGCACAACUGGCCUCUGGGUGGUGUGCUUUUGUAGGAACUUAAGUUGAUGUUGAGUUUUCAAACACAGAAACAUUCUAAGGCUUACAAGACCAUGUAUUAUUGGGCAUGUGACAUAACAUGACCCCCAGUAUGGGUUGGACUUUUGUAAACCAUGCCUUCACUGAGGUUUUCUUUAAUGUUUUCCCAUUUUAUACAUAUAUAUGUAUUUUUUUAUGUGAGAAUGUUAAGAGAGAGAAGAGAUUAAGGUCAAGAUAGACAUGCUAGGGGUGUAGAGACAGAUCAUGCUCAUUUGAAAAAGGCUGCCCUGUUCCACAUACCAUUAGCUGUUUACUGAUCUGGCCUGUAGAGACUUUUUAGGAUCAUGAAAUUUUGUGUGUUGUGUGGGUUGGGGGAAAGCAGAAGGACUGGCUUUAGACAGAAUUUGAUGAAUAGAUGAGAAAAGUAUUAUGCAUGAACAUGCACUCUUAAGCAAAAAGUUAUGAGCUUCCUUGGUCCAUAGGCGAGAGACCUCUCUAAUGACAUACUGUAUACACAGGGCAAAUGGAACCGGUGCUCUUUCCUAAUAAUAUAAUGUUUCACAUGUACUUUUUAAGAACGCCACACUGUUACCAGUGUUCGACAGGCUGCUUAUGAUUUACACUUCAUAGACAGCAUCUAUAGUAUUUGUUAAUACUUCACAGUUUAGCCAUCUUUGUGGUACUUGGGCCUUGGCAUCCUUGUGCAGGAUUCAAGGUAAGAAAAGAUGUACCUCAGAAAUUAAUUGUAGUUUUGUUCUUAAUUGCUCUAAAUUUUAAUAGAGAGAAUAGCAGCUACUUAGGGAGAUUUAGUUUAUCUAUCAGUUAGCUACUUACUUCUCAUGCAUGUACAGAAGGGCCCUUUAGGGAUCUUUGUACAUAUUUCUUGCCUAGAUAUGUUUUUUUUGUAUUAAAUUAAAAUAAAUAAACAGACACACAAUACCAACUUUCAACA
Erpetoichthys calabaricus (reedfish) is the source of this 2147-nucleotide messenger RNA. It is a transcript of the gene znf740b, whose product is annotated as zinc finger protein 740b. Bases 318 to 1157 code for a protein of 279 amino acids. The transcript is spliced from 9 exons. Gene Ontology annotation, cellular component: nucleus. Gene Ontology annotation, molecular function: RNA polymerase II cis-regulatory region sequence-specific DNA binding; DNA-binding transcription factor activity, RNA polymerase II-specific. Gene Ontology annotation, biological process: regulation of transcription by RNA polymerase II. NCBI's taxonomy places the organism in Eukaryota, Metazoa, Chordata, Cladistia, Polypteriformes, Polypteridae. The record is from RefSeq and is a predicted model, not a curated record.